CACACUCAAUUCAGUCGACGACAUCAUACCAAACCAGAAAGAAGUGGUGCAUGAAUUUGCCUGCAACAUUUCUCGUUCAGGUAUCAUGAAGUGCGGUUCGUUGUAUUCUUGAUUGAGAAUUUGUCAGUUGUAAUAAGUUUAGAAUUGCAAGGAAUUUUUAAUUAAAAUAACUUCAAACUUGAAAGGUGUCUUUUUGUGAUGUUCACUCGUUCUUAAAUAAAAAAGACUGAAAUGAAAUGCGGAUAUAAAGAAACACGAGAAACGAAAUAAAGAAAAUCAACACUUUACGGUGCGCACAUCGCCCGUUGUUUGUUAAACAAGACAACCGAAACAAAUGGAGGCAGACGUUUUAAAUGCAUUACAAAGUCAAUCAGCUUAUCUGCCAGGCGGUCGUGAUCGAGAUGAACGACUACUGAUGCUAAUACCCGUUCCGAACGAACUGCAACCGUGGACAAAACAAAAUUUAGAUUUGUCAAUCAAGUUUUUAUUAUCCAUACUGAGCAAUGACAGUCUUAGUGGAGGACUCGUUGUGGUUAUCGAUGGCCAAAAAUGUUCAUGGCGUAUGGCAAGAUUGGUUAUACGGCAUGUAACAGCGUUAAUUGGCGAGAGUCUAUCCAACGUUAUUGUUGUUCGGCCAGACGCAUUUUGGGAUAAACAGCAUGUGGAAAACUGUGCGAAGACGCAAAAGAAAGGAGAGCCAAUCACAAUACCGAAAAGUCGCUUGUUCAAACAUUUUGAAUUAUCUGAACUUCCAGAAGAACUAGGUGGGACACUGGCUUAUAAUCAUGAACAAUGGCUAUGCAAUCGUAUUCGCAUAGAAGAAUUUAAAAAGUGCUUUGAUAAAGCAAUCAAUGACCUAGAAAAUUUGCAUGUUAUUUUGCUCGACAAUAAGUCUAUCCGAGCCAAUGAAACCGAUCAAGCGAUGAAAUAUUGCACCAAAAUGAAUGAUGAUGUGCAAAAAGCAAUUCGAUCAGUAAUUGAUAAUGGAAACAAAUUGGUAUCCGAACUCACCGACUCAAUAAGCAAGGACUAUUGCGUUUCCCAAGAUAUAAUCGACUCUCGCGAAUCGAUUAAAGUGUUGCUCAACGAUCUGGAGAAGAAGCAAACGACGAUAACGGUUGCGUGGUCCGAUCUGGAGAAAAGUAUCGAGGAUGUAAAGGAUCUGGCUGCUUUGGAAGAGGGAAUCUCAUUUGUGACCAAUUGGAUAUUGGGAGUGGCUGAACAGUUGCUUAGCGCUCAGAGUAAAAUUGGAUGUGAUGUGCAGACGUGCGACACACUUCGACGUGACCAUGAAAUUCUGGAGAUGCGAUGCUCGGAAACGUAUGGAUUUUAUGCGGAAUUAUUGCACAAAAUCAAUGACCUGCCGUUAUUGGUCGACUCGUUUGCCCAUAGGGAUAUUAUGUCUCAGAAAGAUUUUAUGGAUUUUGUUUGUCGUAGUUUUGCUACACGGCUUGAACGACGGCGCAAUAUUUUGAUAUCGUCGCAACGAUUUUAUCGGAUGGUUGCUGAGUACUUUGAUAAAACGAGUGCUGUGUUUGAGUCUCUUGUGAUGGGUAACAAAAUCGAUGACUUCGAAGGAGCUGAAUUGAAUUUGAAUAAACUGAAGGAGAACCAAGUGACACUAGAUAACAUUGAAAGAGAGCUGGAAAAAGAAGGUGAAAAGCUGAGCGAUAUUUUGACAAUGCCCGUUAAAGAUGCCCUCGGACGUGAUGUUGGCGUCGAUUACACAGACGAUAUAUCGACCAUACGAGACAUACUUGAUGCAACGAUCGCCCGUCGCAACAUAUUUAUAGACAGUGUUGAACUACAGAAACUUACGCUGGAGCAAGUGGCUCAUAUCCAUUCCUACGAAAAAGAUGCUGCGAUCUCAAUUAAUUGGAUAAACGACCUCUACAACGUCAUGAUGAAAUCGCAUAUCCAUGUCGGUUGCAAUGUGUACGAAAUUCAGUUGCAAAAGGAAGAGCUGCAGUCACUUCAGGAAACGGCGAAGAGCACGUACAACUACGGCUGCCAGCUAUUGGAUGCCUCACUCGCUUUACGCCAAUCGUGCAAACUGUCUGUGGAAGCAAACCGGAAAUCGCUCAAAGAUCUCAACGAUCUGUGGAACAGCUUAAUAAACAUCAGUCAAGAACAGAUGACUAGACUCCGUGUAUCGGCCGUGUUUCAUCGGAGCAUUGAGGAACAUUGUAGCAAAUUGCAAGACCUGAAAUUGACAGUAACCCAAGUGUCAGAUAUUGAUGACGACGAAAGGCGUCGGGGGCGUCUGAAGAAGUAUUUAGCAAGCAGAGAACGUUUGUUGCUUGAAGUGGGUAGAAUGGUACGACUGGGACGGUUGUUAAAGACACGUUUAAAGGAACCGUUUUUGAUGGAUGCGGACAAACCGGAUGGAAUGGCUGAAUCCGAUUCCGGUAGCAUAACUCCAACAUCUGGUAAUUACAUUGCAUGCGAAUCGAUCACAAACAAACUAGCCGAUGUGGCUAAGGUUGCCGAAUCUCUCGACGCAAUUCUGAAAGAUUUACAAAAUUGUUUGGAUCUCGAAGAGCCAUGCUCCAGUUCCGAAGAAAAGUCAAAGUCGGAUCGUGUCAGUAACAGAAAUGAUGGAAGUAGUGCAGAUGAAUGGAACUCCAGUCUUAAAUCUACUGAAGACGAAUCAUUUGUGACAGCAUCAGAUUUCCGCUUUACUCCGCAAUCAACUCGAUCCUCCUAUCGUACUGCUUCCGAAGGUGGGUCGCCAUGGUGGAACAAUGACAAAACGUCAUUGGACACAUCCGGCUCAGAUAUGGACCCUGAAGUGCCAACCAUGCAACUUCUGACCGGAGUUGUCUCAUCGGCCAGUGUAUCGUUUGAUGACUCUGAACACAGUUUCUUAUCGGCACUUCGGUCGCCCUUGCACAGCGAACAAACCGAUUCCGAUGAACUCACAAUGAACAAAGCCAAAUCGUCACGGUCGAGCUUAUUGAAAUCGCCCGCUACAUCGAGUCAAACGUACAGGGAUUUUCACAAUGCAUCGACAUCGUCUAAGAGCGGUGACACCUAUCACAUCAAAGUCGUCGAAAUAGACCCAAAACUAACAUUUCUUGGAUCCAACAUAGAAGAAGCUGUGCUGUUACAGAAGCAACACGAUGAAGUAUUUAAACAGUUACAGAACAAAAAUUCGCCCAUUGACGAAUUCGUACCGAAGGCCGAACGACUUCUCCAGCAAAACCAAGCUCGACCAGAAGUUCUUGAUGCAAUGGGACAAUCAUUAUCGCUAGCUUGGGCUGAUGUGCUGAAGUUGCUGCAACAGAAGAAGCACAUCCUAGACUUAAAUGUAAAUUUCCACGAAAAACUUGGCAUCUGCAAAGGAAAGAUGUCGGCCCUAGAGGUGGCGUGUCGGGACACAAUGAUACCAAUUGAAAUCGAAUCGGUACAAGAGUUUCUGAAUAAAUUCAAACAACUUCGAAUUGAGGUGCUGGCCUCAGUUAUGGUAGCUCUGAAAGAAGGCAAUGAGCUGCUGGCUAAUUUGAGAGAAUUGGCACAUACCGGAACGGUAGACUCACGACCAGAUCAUAUAAAGUACGAAGUGAAAAAGUCGAUACAUCAGGUCGAAAAAUGGUUAGAGGAAUUGCACGACCGUAGAAAUAUCUUGGAAUCAGCUUGGCAAACGAGAAAAAUUCAGUUGGAACAAUGUCUGGCAUUGGCGAUUUUCGCCAAGGAACUGGGUGAUGUGGAAACGGUUUUGAAAAACCGUAAAAAUGAAUUGAGUAGCAUGCCAAAUCUAGGUGAUUCUGAGUCGUCCGCCAUCCACCUGCUUCAAGACUACAUUGCACUGAAACAGGAUGCUGUAAGUUUACGUGACAAAGCAUUGAAGAUUACAAGAGCAACGGAGAAAUUGGUAACAACGGGUUGCUUUGCUGGCGAUGAAGCUUGCAGUAGAGCAUACAGCGUGUUGAAUGGCUGUGUUGAGUAUUUAGAUUCGAUUGAACAGAUUGAGAGCUUAUUGGUCCAGUCGAAGGAGUUCUUUGCCAAAGCAGAAAAAGCCUUGUCAGUAUUAGAAAAACUGGAAAUUGAGGUGUCAACAUCAAAACAUGCCGACGGAUCCAGUGAAGCCAUCAACAUUCAUGCAAAAGUGUUAGACGAAAUAGUUGGACUUACGGAAGAGCCACUUCGUUUGGGCUAUGCAAUUUUGGCAGAAAUCGGUCGGUCGAAUGCUAAUGUAUCCGGAAUCGAAAGGGUCAUAGAGGACAUUGAGAAUCGAAAGAUUUAUUUGGAAGAAAUUUGCACAAUAAACAGCGAGCAUAGUCUUAAAGUGUCGGAAUCGUUGAACGCGUUCCUGGAGAAACAUAACAAAAUUCUGUCCUGGCUGGUAUCAAUCGCUGAAGCUUCUUUGCGCAAUAGUAAUAGUAUGGGGACUUCGCUACCUGAAUGUAAUGACUUUCUCAAAGUCCAUCAUCAACUUUUGUCUGAUUUGGAGGCAAGAGGAAACGAAAUUAACAAUCAGCUAUUAACAGUAACUCAAAUCCUAAACGAAAUCGAAGACGAUCAACGAAAAGAUAUUGACCAGAAGGUCGACGCAAUUCACACCCAUUGGAUAGAAUUGAAAAAUAUCGUGGAAAAUCGUGUGGAUUUGGUGUCGAUACUAAUUCAGUUCUUGAAAUUGGCAGACAGCUUGUCGAAUAUGUUUAACUAUUUGGAAAAUGUUCUGAAAAGUGUUCCCGAGGAGGAAAAGAUGAACCAGUUGAAUAACAUAUGGAGUAAGGUGCAACCGGCCUAUGCCCAGUUGAAAAGUGAAGGGGAACGUUUCAUAGACGAAACGUCUAAGGUCGCGGACCCAUAUCUUGAGACGAAAAGUGCAUGUCGUCGCGUUGAGGAAAUACUAAACGAUUUUCGUGGUCGACAAUUCAAUAUAACCGAGAGCUGGGAAAGCUGGACCACUCGUUUGGUUGAGCAACGAGAGACUGAGUUACUCUAUGAAACCAUCAUGACCGAAAAUACUAACAAAAUUAAUGCUGCAACAAAACUGGACGCUCAAUUGUAUCCCGUAUUAACGACACCAUCCGAUGAACCGGCUACAAUAAAACAGUUUGUGAGUGAUAAACUCAGUGGAGUUCUAUCAGAAAUCGCUAAGGCCUCAAACGAAAUCGAUAAUCGCAUUCACACAACAUCAACACUGCAACCCAAAGACGAAGAAACGCGCGACAAAGUGAAACAAGUGAUAAGAAAUUUGUAUGGAAUCAAAGACAAACUAUCGGCGAUAAGCUCCAACUAUCGCAUGUUGUUGGAAUCGUUAAUUUCGUUUUUGGGUAACAUUGUCAAUACACAAACCGAAAUAGAAACCUAUUUCCGUAACAAAUCACAACAGUCUGUCAAUCACGAUGGUAACGUUGACGCGGUGCUUUCCGAUCAUGAACGGUUUAAGGAUCGAAUAAUGCAACAGUUUCGGGAGUUGAUUGCGGAAAGUGAACGAAUCAUCGACGUUGUACGCGAUCAAGAGCCUGACGGUGCGAAGGAACAUGAUGCGGAUAGAAUAAUCAGACUGUUAGAACAGUUACGUGUUGUGUUUGAGAUGCAGAGUGAUGGUAGAAGUAGUGAGUUGACUGAGAAGAAGAAACAGAGUGUUAUAAUGAAGUUUAACAAAGAACUCAACGAAAUUCAUCAAAAUUUGGAUGAUAUUACGAAACAGUUGAAUGAUACUCAAGGACAAUAUGGUGAAACUACUGCUUCUGCUCGGACUAUAGCUCUCGGGUUCGAGUACUUCGAACGGACCAUACAGCUCAUGGAAAAACGAAUCGACAAUUUCAUUCACACAUCGGAAAGUAUUAGCAAAACAUAUCCGGAUAUUGGACGAUUUGUUGAUGAUGAAGUGCAGAAAUUGAGACAACGGUGGGAUGAUAUUCGUACGCGCACGCAAAAUACACGCAGGACGAUAGAUUUGGCUAACGAAUAUUUUGAAUUGGCUGAUGGUAUUGAACAGACGUACCGGGACCACAACAACAAUCUUCAAAAUAUCACCAACCAAAUAAUUCACAUCAAAACUUACAACGAAGCAAAGAGUCUCACCACCACCAUCGACAACUACAUUACAAACAAUGAAGCCCAGCAAUUGGACCGACUCAAAUCUCUAUCCAAUUUGUCCAACAAAAUCUACGGAUUCGAUAAGACCGUCCCCAUGUACACCGACAACAUCUCGUUGUUCCAGUCGUUCUUCAAACUAAAGUCUGAUUUGAGCACGCUUGCCGAUCAAUUCAAAUCCGAAGAAGCAGCCAGACAACAAAAUUCCAAAGAUGAAGUCGACAAACGUGUGGUGGAGGUUCAAUUCAACCGGCAAGAAAUGGUUCCCGCAUUGAGUGAAACGAAAUAUGAACAUCCAGUGUUCACACAACCGUUGUGCGACGCAACGAUUCAGGAAGGUGACAAAAUCAUACUGCAAUGUGUGGCGAAAGGUUAUCCCGAACCGUCUAUCGAAUGGUUCAAAGAUCAAUUGUCUAUUCAGCACAAUCCGGACUAUCACCGCAAGUAUGAGAAUGGCCUGUGCACCUUAUCCAUCGAGGAAACUUUUGCUGAGGAUUCGGCCCGGUUCAGUUGCAAGGCAUCAAACUGUGUUGGUGCUACCGAAACGACAUGCAUGUUGACUGUUAAGGAAGCGCAACUGGAUGAGAUGUUGGUGCCACCGAAUUUUGUGAAAUUUUUGGAAAAUGGUUUCGCCAAAGAGGGAGGAUCAUUUGAGUUCCGUUGUACUGUUACUGGCAAUCCGUUACCCACAGUGCAGUGGUUCAAAAAUGAUGUGUGUGUCGAUAACGUGAAAGACUACUGCAUUUCAUACAACAACGGUGAGGCCGUUCUACGAUUCGAAGAAGUAUUCUUGGAGGAUCAGGCGGUGUUCACCUGUAAAGCCACGAAUAUGGUCGGAAUAGCGCAAUGCAGUGCCGGCUUGAGCGUUCAAUCUCUACAGCCGUCGGAAAUGCCGGUAUUCCGUGUACCACUCACUAACAUUAUGGCAAGAGUUGGACAGAAGAUUAAACUUGAAUGUGAAAUUACUGGAACACCCCGGCCUCAGAUCUUUUGGAGUCACAAUGGAAAACCGUUCAGUGGACGCGAUUUUAAGUCGCAGUACGACAACGAACGUGCUACAUUGGUCAUACCAGAAGCGUUUCCCAAAGACGCUGGAGUGUAUAUUGUAACGGCAAAAAAUUUAGCUGGUGAAGCGUACAGUUCGUGUAAUGUAUCCGUCAAGGGACGAUUACCUAAUGAGACAUCCGAUUCAGAACUAGCUAGUGAUAUGGAACCGGUGAAACCGUCCGUCCAGCUGCCAUUAAAAGAUAUUAGUGUAUUCGAAGGUAAACCAGUUCGCUUAGACUGUGUCAUUGUUGCUCAACCGGAACCGGAAGUGAUUUGGUAUCACAACAAUCGGCCAGUCAAAGAAUCGGUUGAUGUUCAGUUAGUUUUUCAAGGCGAUCGCUGUUCACUGAUCAUACAAGAAGCUUAUUUGGAAGACGGUGGAGAUUAUCGGGUCGUAGCUAUUAAUUCGGCUGGUGAAGCAUCAAGCAGUUGUACAUUGUCGAUAACGCCAUUGAAUGAAUUAGAACCGGCUACGCGGUCACAGAACGAGCGAAUUCUACCAUCCGAAAUGCCACCGAAAUUCGAACGGUUGUUAAGCGACAUCCUAGCUGAUGAGGGCGAAGUGAUUGAAUUUGAGUGUUCGCUGGUUGGGGAUCCAAAACCGUUGAUCAAGUGGUAUUUGAACAAUAAAGAAAUUUUUGAAAGUGAUCGCAUUCAGUUCAAACAAAAUGAGGACGGAACGGUGAAGUUAAUCAUUCAUAACGUUACAAAUUCGGACAAAGGUGUGUACACAGUGAAAGCAUCAAAUUCUUGUGGUGAUGCCAAAUGCUUUUCGCAUUUGAUUGUGAAGUCGGUCAAUGCACCCGAAUCGUUAAAUAUCCAAAUACAACAACCGGAAAUUGAAUCACAUUUGGUGUGUCCCACGUUUAAGGAACUGUUUAAAGAUAAAACCGUUCAAAUCGACGAGCCAGCUAAAUUUGAGUGUAUCGUUGUUGGUAAGCCAACACCGAAAAUCAAGUGGUUCUUUAAUGACCAGCCUGUGGCUGGAAAGAAUUUCCUAGUCUCAACGAGCGGCGAUCGACAAGUUCUCACCAUACCAAAAGUGCUUAGUGAAACUGUUGGAAAAAUUUCAUGUGUAGCUGAAAAUGAUGUGGGAAAAGCCACCUGUGUGGCGUAUCUCAGUUUACAGGGAGAUUUCAAUGCACCGUCAUCACAACAGUCCCAAAGAUACAUCGAGGAACAUAAUACGGGGUCGUCCAACGUUACGAUCCGUAAGCAAGUGUUCACCACAACACAUACAUCGCAAAUCAAUACUUUCGACAACGCGAAUGGAAUUCCGCAGACUCAAGUCCACGCUUUCAGUUCCAAGCUGGAUCAAUCGGUGAAAAAAACCGGAGACCAAAGUCCAGAAGUUCUGGAAUCCAAACAGUUCCAAGAGUAUCGACAGAUUAACGAUCUACCGCCACAAAUGCAACAGAGGUCGAUUGUUAAUUUCAUAAAGCCAACCGGCAGCGAAACGGUACCAGAACUACCAAAGAUCGUUCGGAAAAAUAUGUCACCGAGAUUCGUUUCGCCAUUGGUUGGAAAGAUUGUGGAUCAAGGGAGUGACGUUAUGUUGGAAGCUAUAGUCGAUGGGUAUCCAGUUCCCGAUUUAGUUGUAACUAAGAAUGGAGAACCGCUGAUCCCGAGCGCAAACGUUUCUAUUGUUCAUAAGUUAAACAAAAUCAACAUCGAGCUGAGACACGUUGGUGUCGAAGAUGCUGGACGUUAUUCGUGUACAGCCUCCAAUCCAGCUGGAAGCUCUACCAGCACUGCCGACGUCGUCGUAAAAAAAUCCAUUUUCCCGCCAGUCUUUGGCCACCGACUUCAGGCACAGGUUGCAAAGAGAGGAGAACGAAUUCGUAUGGAUGUUGAAGUAUCUGGUACGCCGAGUCCUACUGUCACAUGGUUCAAAGACAAUCAACCGCUCAGCAACAAAACUGAAAGCUACAGCAUAAAACAAUCCGGAAACAAUCACACGCUUAUCAUUGAAGCUGCUCAUGUCCAGGAUGCUGGAAAGUAUAUGGUUCGUGCUGUGAAUGCUGGCGGUGAAGCGCAAAGUAUUGCCGACUUUGCAGUGAUGGAACCUACACCGGAACGAAUGGUCGAGGUGGUUAAAACGGUUGUCUUCGAUAAUGUGAAUGACAAAAAGGAGACGGGAAUCCCUAUAACAACUAAUCUUCCUAGUUCAUUCCAUUCCCCACAAUUAUCCGACUUAAACACCCACGCCACCUCAGAGCAAACAAUUAUCACAGAAACCACACACACUACCGAAGCCACUAUGCGCAUGGAACACAAGCCCGCGUAUCCUGAUAUACUAACGACACACACACAAAACACUCAAAUAGAUCACGCUCCUGUUAAAUCUCAAAGCGUCUUUGCUGACGCAUGUUUGAAGAGUCUCGAUUCGACUACGAAUGAACAACCCAUUCAAAUAUCGAAAAUAAUUACGGAAGACAAAUCGAUCGAUUCGUCAUCGAUUCCGAAAAGUGCUGCUCUCAAUUUCUUUGCCAAUAAAUUGAAAGCUGAUGAGACGGUGAUGGCCGCUAUUCCCGAAGAAAAGUACACAAAAUUCGAACAACUAAACCGACCUGCGCUCAUUAUGCCAGACACGGUGGACGGUAAAGCUAACACAAAUCCGAUGACAUUGAACAAUGAACUCGCCGGUUUGAAUUUAGUACCGGGCACACCACCAGAAAUUGGAUUCAUGCCAAAAUUGGACGAACUGAAACAUGAAAGUGUCACCGAUCAAAUAAAGAAAUUGGAAGAGACACACAUUGCCGUAAAAUUGGUGCCAGAGGUUAAACGAACCGAAACGUUUUCAAAGGAGUUCAUUCAAACGAGUCAUGUAGUAACUGAACCAAUCAUUCGGCCGCAAGCACAUCACGUGAAGGAUGAACAACCAACUGCAUUCAGAUGUGCUUCACCGAGGCCAUCAGCUGACGGUGUUGCUAUGGACAAACUUUGGUCGACGCCAAAGACUCUGCACCCAGAAAGACAUUUCGAUACAGCCAACUAUCACACAAGCAAGAACGAGUUUGCUGAGGAGAAAAGUUCGUACAACAAAUUUACCACGGUCAUCGAAUCGAAUGGAGAACCAAAAGAUCAAAAUGAACCGGUGACUACGGAACGCAAAACGUCGACUAAAGAAACUGCCAAAAUGUUCGAAGAAAAAAUUAAAGAAUUGGAAAACUCACCCAGACAUGACUACGAUUUAAAGGCACCGGGAAUGGUUCAGCAAAUUAUCCCUCGACCACAGUUGGAGCGACCAAAAUCAGUUCAAGAAUGCGCCUUACCAGACAUUUAUCUAGAGCCAGGAUCACCGCCGGAAAUAUGCUAUGCACCCAGGACGGAACGAAAAACACUUGAAAGAAAGCAUUCGUUAGUCGAAACAAUUGAGCAAGUUGUACAACAAGAAGGUCCCUCUAAAGUUCUACCUGGUUCUGUGCGAAUGGUUCCUCCACCACCAAAAAAAGAAAAGUUGAACCAGGAGGCGUUUCCAUCGAAACCAUCUAAGCCGGAACUUCCUAAGGAUACUAGUUUUCCGAUAUCUCAACCUAAGCUGCCAGAAUUAGAGGCUUUUCCAUUCACUCCAGAACCGGAGCAACCCAAACCAGAAAAGCUUCCUCCACCUCCAACGCCAUCUAAGUUCGUUCGUGUUACAUUCGCUGACAGUGAUUACAGUGACACCGAUACUAAGAUAUCGUCAAAAUGGACUCCCGGAGACAGCGAAUCAGAGGAAUGCAAAUAUGCGCCAGUACAGCCUCCGAUUGCUGCAAAUCAACGACCACAACAACAGAAUGCUGCAGCCCCAUCACCGUGUCAAUUUGAAAUUCCGAAGCAAAUUAAUGGUGAUACCCGUCCAUUGGUACAACCGGUGCAAGUAGAUACAAUUAAACACAAGCCAAAAGUAGUCAGCGGAUAUAUGGCUGACACUGAAGAAGUGUAUCACAAAAUGACUUCAUCCGAACACAAAUACGAAAGUUCGAACUCCGUACAUCACAGCAAGCAAAUGUUUGAGGCAAUGUCGAACCAACAAAAAGCUUCCUACUCCAACACAAAUCAAACACAGACAACAUCCACUCCUGUUCCUCCCACAAAACAUUACAGGCAUUACGUUCAAAAGCACGACACAAAAGAUGAAUCAUCCGGACAAUAUGAGAAGAACUUCACCACUUCUUCGCUAAUUCAGAAAAAUAUUUCGAUGAAUUCGAAAAGUAUUAAAUUCCACGAAGAACCACGGUCGGAUCCGCUUCCAUUCGUCCCAGAACCUAGUCGUCCCGUUAUGUCAGUGAAAGUGCCACCACCUCCGAGUCCGUCUAAAUUCGUCAAAGGUGAAUUCAAAGAAAGCGAUUACGAGAGUGAUUACGAUCGAAAAGUUCCGCCGGUUUGGCGACCAUCGAAUGAUUCAGAUUCGGAACCGAUGUACUAUAAGCCAAUACGACCGAUUCUAACGCCAACAGGACGCCAAUCUAAAUUGUCAGAUGGGAAAUCUCCCAUUCCACCGACGGAAUUUGAAAAUCCUUUACAAUUCGAAGGACCACCACGUCCCAAAUUUGAACCAAUCGAUAAGCCCAAAACAAAUUUUGUUAAAGCUGAACCAACUGCGAAGCCUGCUGCUCAGCAACAACUUUUCAAGCCGAAACCAGUUGCUGCACGACCAGUUCAACAACCAGCCUAUCAACAGCAACCCAAUCAAUAUCCGAAACAACCAUGCAGAUAUUAUACAGCUGUUGCUGGACCACCUCAACAUAUUGCUGCAGAAACAUCGAACACGAUGCACAUGAGCGAAUCCACUGAAUCAUCUCAUCGCGUUGUUAACAUGUCCCAAACAAAGAGAAUCAUUCAAUUUGAUGCAAGGAAAAGUGAAUUCGAACAAAAAUUGGAACCUUUCCCAUAUUCACCCGACCAACCUAGUUAUACGCAACGUCCAAAUCGUCUUCCUCCACCGCCAACACCUACCAAAUUUGUUCCAGCCGAAUUUCGUGAGAGCGAUUACGAAAGUGAAGUAGAAGCUGCACGAAUACGUCCGGUAUGGACACCAAAUCCAUCCGACAGUGAUGAGCCACAAUAUCGCAGAGUUAGUGCACCGCAACAAUAUCGAUCAGCCAGUGUGCCAAGAUCAUACGGCCAUAGUCGUGUUUUAACGCCCAUGGAAUUCGAUACCAAGCCCAUUGAAAUGCCCAGAAAAAUUGUGAUUGAAACAUCCGGCCCGAGAACGAUUAACAAAACUCAAACACUGGACCGAUAUUCGUCGAAGAAAAGCCAUUUCAACCAGUCGUCAACUAGGGAUGACAUCGAAUUAAAGCCAUCUUCACCGCCAAAAUACGGUUUCAUUCCGGGCCAAAUGGUUAAUCAAGCCGAACAGCAUAUGUACGACAUGAAUUCAACGUUUAAAACGAAGGCUCAACAGUUUGUUUCUGAUGUUGUUCGAGACACACAGACACCGAACAUACGACCAAUAUUGAAGAAAGAUGGUAACGAAGGAGACAAGCCGCAAAUCUAUCGUGAGGAUUCGAGAGUUUCGCAGUAUGGAACGAAACACAUCGAUCCGAACACUGGUCUCAUUUAUUUCAAAUACGAUUUUGGCUACGAAUUCGGCAUAAUAUUCCCGGGCCAGGGGAAAAAAAUUAUUGGCGGUACAAGACACAUAACUCACGAUACAUCACUGAACAGUAGUAAACCAUUUCAUGCAUCUGCCAGUGACAUAAAUAUCCCGGUUGUCCAUGAGCGGACAGCGGCUGGGAAUAGUAGUAAUAAUGGAUAUUCGCCACCGCAUGAAUAUUUAAAUACAAACGAUCCAAAACGAAAGAGGCUUAGUUUGCCGGCUGAAAUAGACGUUGAUAACUUAACCAGAAGUACGCCAGAUCGAAUAACACCAAACUUUAAGCGAGAACAAUCAUGGAAUGGCAGAGCGACCACACCCAUCACAAAUUAUGGAUCGAGCCAAGAUCAGGUUCCGAAGCGACCGCCAGUGUUUAUAACACCCCUGAAAGAUAUUGCAGUGGUGAAUGGAAAUAGCGCCCGUUUCGAAUGUAUCGUACAAUGUGAUCCGUAUCCGAAUAUUUCGUGGUCACGAAAUGGUGUUCCACUAAAUCAAAGUCCAAAACACGUAAUCGAGUUCCGAAAUGGUGUUUGUCGAUUAACGAUACCCCAGGCUUUUACAGGGGAUGCUGGCACAUACACAUGUACCGGUUCGAAUAAUAUUGGAACCGUUGCAACAUCAGCUGAGCUUUUAAUACCCAGUGAUCAAUGGGGAUCUAGGAAAUAAAUUAUCGUGUGCUUUUAUUACCGCGUAAGAUUAUAUGUUUUUUCCGUUUCUUUAUUUGCUUUAAAUGUCUACAGACUACGACAAUAAAUUGUUAUGGGAUUGCACGAGCAAGGAAUUAUUAUCACAGAAAAAUUUUAUUUUAUUAUCCCGACAUUCAGUCAUCACUUGAAAUUUUACAUUAAACUAUGUUUGAUUUUUGUUGUGUAAUUUUUAUUUUGAAGAAAAUAUAUGAAGUGCUAAAACUAUAAA
Messenger RNA from Bradysia coprophila, 13597 nucleotides. It is a transcript of the gene zormin, whose product is annotated as spectrin and immunoglobulin domain-containing protein zormin. Gene Ontology annotation, molecular function: phosphatidylinositol-5-phosphate binding; phosphatidylinositol-3,4-bisphosphate binding; phosphatidylinositol-3-phosphate binding. NCBI's taxonomy places the organism in Eukaryota, Metazoa, Arthropoda, Insecta, Diptera, Sciaridae. The record is from RefSeq and is a predicted model, not a curated record.